This is a messenger RNA of Panonychus citri (citrus red mite), 2660 nucleotides long. Its product is annotated as ankyrin repeat domain-containing protein SOWAHA-like. NCBI's taxonomy places the organism in Eukaryota, Metazoa, Arthropoda, Arachnida, Trombidiformes, Tetranychidae. The coding region runs from base 33 to 644 and encodes 203 amino acids. The record is from RefSeq and is a predicted model, not a curated record. Gene Ontology annotation, molecular function: protein binding. The transcript has 7 exons.
AAGAGAGAGAGAGAAAAACAUAAACAAACAAAAUGAUGAUGAUGAUGAGGUAUCAUCAUCAUCAUCAUCAGGUAAAUCUAGGAGAAAGAAAGAUAAAAGUAAGAAAACUAAAUGGUGGUUAUACUCCCCUUCAUCUUGCAGCGAUUCAUAAUCAUGAAAAUAUCAUGGAACUUUUGAAAAUCUAUGGAGCCGAUACUUCACUUCGAGAUCAUUCCGGUAAACUGGCUGAACAAUAUACGACCAUUCGUAGUCCACUUCGAAGUUCAAAUAGUAACAAUUCCAGUGGAUCGUUACGAUCAAAAGCCAGUAACGGAUCAUUAAAUGGGUCUCAACUUAAACACAGUUCCAGUUCAUCUCAUAGUCACACCAAACUAUCAGAUAAAGGUCGUUCCGAAUCAUCAUCAUCUUCAUCAUCAGCAUUCAUAAGAAUUGGAUCAUUAAAUAAGAUGCGGAAAACUGCGGCAGCAAUUAAAGGAAUUAAAAGUUGGGGAUCAGCUGAAUCAGUUUCCGAUUCUAAUACGAUGCCACCGCCAAAGAGUUCAUCCAAAAAGAAGCGAAGUAAAAAAACUUUGAGCACACCACCAAUGGAUAAAAUUGUUUCCGGUUCAAAAGAUUCCGAUUCUGAUAGUGCUUAUGGCUUUUAGCUGAUAACCUUGAACCUGCAAAUAAGAUUACGGAUACAAGAUGAAUCCCAUGGAUCUCUAUUAAUCUUGAUCAUCUUCAUGUACUUAUGGCUUCAGGAUCUGUUGGUCUCUUGAGGAUUGUGUCCGAUUACCUUAAAAUAGCAUCAAACUUAUGGUUUACUUUUAACGAAAAGGAAAACGAUGAAAGUGAUGACCAUCAUGAUGGCGAUAGAAAGAGAUGAUAACUUUUGUUUUCCUGUUAUUAUCCAUAUAUAUAUAUACACAAACUCUCUCAAUCAUCUUUUACCUAAUUUUUUUUGUUCUCUUUCCUUAAAUUUUAAGAAUUUCUCUUCUCUUUUUCAGUAUUUUGUUUACCUGAGAGAGAGAGAAAGUAAAAGAUGAUCCGGAUGAUGUUGCAAAUACAUUCCUUAUUUUUAAUCUUCUCGCAAAAAACUUUCACCUCAAAAAUUUUCUUUGUUGUUUAGGUCACAACAGUUCGAACCUCGAACUUGUCUUCUAAACAUUAAUAACCUAUUCGUCUUAAGCCAAUUAUCACAUUCCCUCCUUUUCACUCCUACCUUGUCAUACUUAAGACUUUCAUCAUCUCAUCGACUCUCUCUCUCUCUCUCUCUCUCUUUGAUUUCUUUUUCGAAAACAAAAAUCUUGAGAAACUUUUCUCUAUAUACUUACAUAUAGAGAUGAUGAAUUGGGGAAAAACUUGAAAGCAAAAAAAAAAUAUUCUUAUUCCGUCCGAUUUUUAAAUAACUCUCCAAGAGUUUUGUCAUCAUCUUCAUCCUUCUCACUCUCUCUCCUUUUCACCACAUCCCCUCCUCCUCCUCCUCAUCCUCAUCUUCCUCCUUCCUUCUUAAUCUGACAACUUCUUAAUACUUUUGUAAGUCAACCCAAGAUAACAACAACAAUCUCAUCCUAAUCUGUCCAUGAAGACAAAUGAUUGGAAACAAUAAUUCAAUCAAUUCAAUACAUAUAAUGAUUAUCAUCCUCCUCUAUCAUCAUCAUCAUCAACAACAACAACAAUAAUCCAGAGUUCAACUCUCAGCUUGAUUGUUUACCAAUCAUUUGUCUUACCUAAAGUAUUAUCAUUGAUAUAAUCCAGCGUCAAAAAGAUUCAAAUUGAAAAGGGUCAUCUCUUUAUCCUCUGUUAAUCAAUCCAGUUAAUCCAGUAUGUAAAUUGUUUAUCAUUUAUUACUUAUGAAUUGAGAUGAUAUUAAAUGAUUAUCAUUAAAAUGAAUAGAAACACAUGGUUAAUAUACAGAAUUGUAUAUAUAAUAUGAAGAUGGAUAUUGUUUCCAUAAUCAAGAACAAUCAAUUUUGACAAUCGCUAAUUUGUUAUCAUAACAAGAGCUACACAACAACAACAACAACAACAACAACAGGAUCAACAAAGGGAUAAACGGAAAAACAGAAAGCUGAAGAUGAUAAUGAUGAUAAGAAAGAGAGAAAGAAAGUAAAUGGAAAGGAGGAUUAUCUCCAUUGACUCGAUCGUCAAUAUCAUCUUUUAGUACCCUUCAAUUGUCCGUUUAAAUCUCUAUGUAUAUUUAUCAUUAAGAAUUUCUCCCAAAGGAGUUGUUGAUGAUGAUGAAAGAGAAAGACACAGAAAGAGAAUGGAAAGAUUUUCUCUCAUUCUCUCUCACAUGUUCAUCUUUGUCAUUAUCUUCCUCCAUCCCUAUCACAGGUAUUUGUUUCCUUUUACAUUCCACUUUUACCUUAUAUUAUAUAUUCAUCUUUUAUUAUCUUUAUCUUCUUCUUUGUCUCAUCUUCCACCCACUUUUACCUCAUCUUCAUCUUCAUCUUCCAGUUCUCUUUCUCUUUCUUUUUCUUCAUUUUCACUUUGUCAUCCUCAUUGCACCCGAAAAGCCCUUAAUCUCUAUGUGUUUAUUGUACUUAACUGAUGAUGAUGAUGAUGAUUAUGUUACCUUUAUCAUCCUCAUCACCAUUAAGCAUAUGCUUUUUGAUUUGUUUCACUCUUUUAAUAUUUUUUACUUUUCUCAUUAAACUUGAUCAUCUACAAUCAUAAAA